Molecule: messenger RNA, 2680 nt
Organism: Parathielavia appendiculata
Lineage: Eukaryota; Fungi; Ascomycota; Sordariomycetes; Sordariales; Chaetomiaceae
Product: WD40 repeat-like protein
Exons: 2
Coding region: 304-2502 (732 amino acids)
Biological process (GO): transport along microtubule
Cellular component (GO): cytoplasmic dynein complex
Molecular function (GO): dynein heavy chain binding; dynein light chain binding
Source: RefSeq, a predicted model, not a curated record
UGUCGAUUGCUGCCAGUCGCGACGCGCAGCAAAAAGGUUGAAGUUCAGAAAGGGACAAACCCACGAUAUAGCAUUCGACUAUCCAGCGAGGCCACAUCUCCGGUGGAUAGUGUGUACGGAAAAUUCUUGUUGGCGACAUACGAGACUUGGCGACGGAAUACCGUGCUCGGCCCGAACGAUCGCAUCCAAUUCAGAUUCAGCAGCACUCGGCGACUUAACGACGACUCUCCUGGCUGGACCCAAAAGCGAAUGACCCCUUAGCGCUUGGCUAGUCCUCAGGAAUGGGUAUGAGGAUUCGGCAAGAUGCAACAACGUCGAGAUGAGAUUCUCGCCAAAAAGGCGAAGCUCGCAGAGCUCAAACGCCAGAGGGAGCUUCGAGCGAGCCAGGCCAACCGUCCGAGCAUCAGCCCAAGCGAAAUAUUAGCCCCAACGCCGGGCCGAGCCGACAACCGACGAGAGAUAGAGUCCCUCAUCGACAGCCUUGUCCGCGAGAGCAGGCCGGUGUCUGUUUCGACCGGCGCCAACUCGCCUGGCCGAUUUGGCAGCAGGCCAAACAGCGUGCUCAGCACGGGAGAACUCAGCAACGAGAACAACUCGGAAUAUGCCGGCCCCGCAAGCGCGCAGAUCGCCACUUCGCACCCCCAGAUUCUCUCCACGAUACCCUUGAAGACGGUCUACGAGUGCCCUCCAUCGCCUGUAAAAGAGGUGUACACGUACAGCAAAGGGGUGCAGACGACCGACGAAUGGGCAAGCCCAAGGAGAUCGCGCGCCCUGUCCGAGUCGGAAGACGAGGAACCACCCGUGACGGCUUCGCCGAGCAAGCGGCUGAGCAGGAGGGAGCGGGACCGAGAGGAAGAGCUGCGAGAGAACCUACGGAAGGAGAUUGAGGCAGAACUCAGGGCGGCCAAGGAGCUGGUAACGGAUGGCGUGCUUAAACCAUCCGCUGCGGCCAACUUCCCGGCCCGGACACUGACUGCCGACGAGCUGAGGGCCGUCACACAGUCUGACGACUUCAUGGACUUCAUUGACAGGUCGACCAAGGUCAUUGAAAAAGCGUUGGAUCAGGAAUACGACAUCCUCACCGACUACACGCUCCAAGUACACGACGCUGAAGACGACGACGACCAGACUGGCAACACGGGCGGAAAAGGCCGGCGAAAGGUCAAGGAGAUUGCCCAGUUCUACGACGAGCGGUGGUCCAAGAAGCGCAUGGUCAGCGCCAUCGACUUCUCGCCCAAGUUCCCCGAGCUCCUCCUCGCGUCCUACACCAAGAACCCCACCGCCCCCCACGACCCGGACGGCAUUGUCCAAGUAUGGAACCUCCACCUGCACGACCGACCCGAAUUCGUCUUCCACGCCCAAUCCGACAUCCUGACGGCCAAAUUCUCCCCCUUCCACCCGAACCUCAUCAUCGGCGGCGCCUACAGCGGCCAGGUCCUGCUCUGGGACACGCGCGCGCGGUCGGUGCCCGUGCAAAAGACACCCCUCACGGGCUCGGGCCAUACCCACCCGGUCUACUGCGUCGACAUAGUCGGCACGCAAAACGCAAACAACAUCAUCUCGUGCUCCACCGACGGCGCUGUGUGCGGCUGGUCCGUCGACAUGCUGGCCCAGCCUCAAGAAGCCAUGACGCUCCUCUCCCCGCUUCCGGCCAAGAACGAGGACCUCUCGCCGACCUGCAUGGCCUUCCCGCAAGCCGACCCGACUUUCUUCUUGGUCGGCUCCGAAGACGGCACCAUCUACCCCUGCCACCGGUACGACCGCGCCGGCGCCAAGGCCGGCGUCGACGCCCGCGUCAGCUAUCGCGGCCACGCCGCGCCCGUCAUGUCGGUCGCGUUCCACCCCGCCCGCGGGCCGGUCGACCUGGGCGAUCUGGUCCUGUCGGCGAGCCUGGAUUGGAGCGUCAAGCUGUGGAAGGUGCGCGCCCCCGCGGCCACGUCGGCCGUCAUCUCGUCGUCGUCGUCCGGCGGCGGCGUCGCGGGCAGCGGCGGCGGUGGCGGCACUGGAGCAGCAGCUAGCGGAAUCGUAGCCGGGUUGGGCGGCGGUGCAGCUGGACUUGGUGUGGGCAGUGGCGGCGUCGGUGCGGGACUAGGCGGCCUCGAGCCAGCGGUCGCGCCGCUACUGGACUUUGUGCGCGAGGACGUUGUCUAUGACGCGGCCUGGUCGCCUGUCAAGCCCGGCGUGUUUGGGCUGGUGGACGGCGCCGGCUGGCUCGAGCUGUGGGACAUUACCGUGGAGACGGAGGAGCCCGUCUCGAGGAUCUCGCCCAGCCCGAGGAAGGACGGGCGCACCAUGCUGAGCAAAAGCCUGAAUAAGCUCGCGUGGGAGCCCAGCGAGGGGAAGAGGCUUGCCACGGGCGGGAUUGACGGCGCGGUGACCGUGUUUGAGGUCGGGCCCGACCUGGGCGGGAAGGAGGGGCUGAGGAACGAGGAGUGGACGAGUGUGAAGAAGCUGGUGAAUAGACUGGAGGCGGUGGGCGGGAGUGAUGGGGUUGGUGCUUGAGAGGGUCUUGGUUAGAGGUGUCCGUGUGUGAGGCAAUAGCGGGAGUGGGCGGGCGGGCCGUUCUUUGGUAUCUGGAGCUAAUACAUGGAGGGCGUAUGUAUGGAGUUAUGGAAGUUCGAAGGGGUGAUAAAUGAGAAAGGCAGGAAGCGGUGAUCAAACCCUAACCCUGGAGCGCCUG